AUGACGGCCUGGACGCGCACCUCCUACAUCCUCCUCUUGGUAGCGGUGGUGGUCGUGGAUGGUACGGGAGUGUUCCCCGCAUGGCAACAGUACUUUCCUCCUCGCAAGUGGGCGUUCUAUGAUGAGCAGGUGCAUGGACGCCCAGGUCGGGUGCGUGUGGGCCGAGGACACUACAGACUCGGACCUGCAGGUGCAGAGCUCAUCUGCAACUUUCCUCCACAUCUCAAACUUGUUUCUAACGUGGUCUGGGAAAGAGCUGAUCUUGGGGAUAGGAACAGUCUUAACCAAAUAUACAGAAGAUUUGGUAUUUCUCACGAGUUCACAGUGCAGUACAACCCUACAGGCUCUGCGCUUCGCAUCUUGAACCCUGGACCCUUAGACAAGGGGUUGUACCGAUGUUUAGCCUCAGCAGUGGAUUUAUCCUCACCUGCUAGACAUUCAAUGUCAAUUUUUCAAGAUAUUGAAUUCUUCCCUAAAUUCUGAAAAUUCCUGCUCAGAGUUUAUUAAAAAAUGACUGCUAAGAUAAGGAACAUUGUGGCCUGGUGGAAAGAAACUACUGACUCCUGCCUUGGUCUUUGAGAAUCAUGCAGUUAUCAAUAGCAUAUUUACAAAUCGUUUCUCCGCCCUUGA
Messenger RNA from Macrosteles quadrilineatus (aster leafhopper), 630 nucleotides. RefSeq lists its product as uncharacterized. Lineage: Eukaryota; Metazoa; Arthropoda; Insecta; Hemiptera; Cicadellidae. The transcript is spliced from 4 exons. Bases 1 to 483 code for a protein of 160 amino acids. The record is from RefSeq and is a predicted model, not a curated record.